CGAGAAUACGGCUAACUAUAUAUUCGACCUUUGCCAGCUCCAACAAGCCCUCCUACUUUCUCUUUCCCUUGCAGCAGCCGCAGGUUGUUGCUGCCCGUGCUGUGCGUGCCUUGCAGCCCGAAAUGGCAACCAGUACGCAGGCUGCGCAAACGCUUGUGCCCAGCUAUCCUUUGCGCCACGAUAGGCCAGCCUAUCAUAUUGCCCCUCGCCAAGGAUGGCUCAACGAUCCGAACGGCCCGCUGUUUUAUAAGGGCUAUUAUCACAUGUUCUACCAGCAUGUUCCGGAGGGCUGCACCUGGUCUUUCGGCUUGGUGUGGGCGCACGCCGUCUCUCCUGACCUGGUACACUGGGAGCACCUACCGCAUGCAGUAGUGCCUACGCCGGGAGGCCUGGACUCUGAUGGCUGCUUCAGUGGCUGUGCGACAAUCGACGAGAAUGGAGUGCCCACAAUCAUGUACACG
This is a messenger RNA of Astrephomene gubernaculifera, 461 nucleotides long. The record is from the annotation of a GenBank genome assembly. Lineage: Eukaryota; Viridiplantae; Chlorophyta; Chlorophyceae; Chlamydomonadales; Astrephomenaceae.